Aspergillus heteromorphus CBS 117.55 is the source of this 2490-nucleotide messenger RNA. RefSeq names its product pentatricopeptide repeat protein. The record is from RefSeq and is a predicted model, not a curated record. Lineage: Eukaryota; Fungi; Ascomycota; Eurotiomycetes; Eurotiales; Aspergillaceae. Gene Ontology annotation, molecular function: protein binding. The transcript has a single exon. The coding region runs from base 98 to 2323 and encodes 741 amino acids.
CUUCCUCCCCGCGACAUCGCCGCCAUUCAAUUCAUCUUCUCAUCUGCCAGCAUUUCCCUCCCGUUCCCUUCCGAGACAUGCAAUAAUUCCUUUCUGAAUGUCCCUCUGCUCGCACCCCUCUCUACGUCUCUGCCUCCGUGCUGGAGGCCACUCCUAUGCACCGGAGCAUAGCCUCUGCCUGGGCAGGAGUCGACGGGUAGCUGCCCGGCAUGCAAGAUCCUUCGGCAGCAGUACGCCGCAGCCUUGGAAGGCCCCCCAUUCCUCCAAGGAGCUCAAGCAUGGUCACCCGAAGCCGGCUUCGAAAGCCACCGCGGCACCCAAAUGGAACCGAGUUAUCUACCGGACCCAGGUCUUGCGGGGCAAUGUAUAUCAGCCUCUGAAAAGAUUUCUCGGCGAAGACGUGCUGGCUAUGGAGAAGGAAAUCCGGGAUAAUUCAUUAGCCUCCGGAGAACAUGGAUCCUCAGCUCAUACUCAAUGGCGAACCAUCGCUGCGCAGCUGCGAGAGGGCGUGGAUCCUGAUGGAAUUAGCUUCCAUGAUUUCCCAUUGGAGUCCACGGAAAUAGACCUUCUUGCAAAGAUACAAACAGACUGCCUGGGAAGCUUUCGUGAAGCUUGGGAAAAACUUGACCUCAACACAAAGGCUACCGCUUGGGAGCGAUUAUCACUGGCGCUAUUGCGUCACCGUCACUAUGGCCUCCUCUUGGAAUUUCUUUGGGUCACUAGCCAGGGUUCUGAGAAGCCAGUGCUAAAAUUGGCUUAUGACUGUCUGAAAAAUAUCAUGGAAUGUUUUCCCGGCUACAGAGACUGGACAAAUGGGGAGCUCACUUUCCGCUCUGUUGUCCAGACUUGCUUAGCCCCUGAAAAUUGGCCUGUUGUCAUCAUGACACAGAAUGCCAUGCGCUUAUUUUUAGAUUGCACAGACGGCGAUGGUGUCCGCCGGGCCUGGGAUCUCUCGCGCAAGAGAAAAGUGCAUAUAGUGGCCCCAACGCUUCUUCAUUUCAUGUCCCAUUUCGUGAAGCUCAAGGACGCUGACAUGGCAUUGGAAGUACUGAAAGUCAUCUUUGAUCUCCGACAGGAAGGGUUCACAACACGGGACUACCUAGUUACGAGGGAAAUUGCUGGACUCUUGGGCCUAGAUUCAGUUGUGGACGGCCCAGAUGGGCGGAACUUCCAUAUCUUGCCCAGGAUUCUCAAGAUUGGAGUGCGGCUUGAUAUGACCAUGAUGAAUGCUAUCCUGAAAAACACUUUCAAGACAGGGGAUCCUCAGUUAAGUGAUGAUAUACUGGAGUAUAUCAAGAAACAAGGCAUGAAGUUCAAUGCGGGCACUUACAUAGCUCAAUUGGGUGAUGCUCUUGACCGCAGAGAUCAAGACCUAGUCAAGGAACUGCUGCAAGAGAUCGAUACACGGCCUGACCUUCGAACGCACCCAUGGCUCGCGAGCAAGAUUUUUCACGCCCAUUUUGUUUUUAACGUCAAGGGAAACAGAUUCAUAGGGGGUGAAGGUCAACCGGAUCUCACCCCUGAACAGACCUUCUACUCCAUGCUAGACGUGUAUAAUAAGUACUUUGACAUCGCACCCUUACAGGAACUUUACAUACUAGCGCCUGGAUACACUCCUCCUGAAUCGGACGUGGCUAAGUUGGAGCCAACCCGUGGUGCCAUGUUUCUCCUGAUUGCGAGUUACCUGCGAUGCAAAAGAAGUGCGGCCGUUGGGCAACGCAUUUAUGCCAGGUUCAUCGAACUUUUGGUUCAGGGCGACAAAUAUGCUGUUCACCUAGCCAAGACUGAUCAUAUCUUCAACGAGUUCAUUAUCUCGUGGCGGAAUGAUCCUCGCGGGGGGCGACCGUCUGUGCGCGUCGUUGAAGACAUGCUAUACUUGUCGGCCCAGGACCCGGAAAAAUUUGUCAAACCAACGGUUUUGACUUGGACAGUAUUGCUAAGCGUGUUUAUCUAUACCAAGCAGCAAUACGCCGCCAACAAAGUCAGAGAGAUGAUGGCUAAACAUCAGAUCGUGUACGAUUUGUCCACCUGGAACCUGAUCAUCAGCGGACUUGUGAUGAACCAGGAUGUUGACGGGGUCGCGAAAGCAAUUCAGACCAUGCAGCAGGAGGGCCUGUCUCCAGAUGCAUAUACGAUUAAGCACGUGAACGAACUCGGAGAUUUGCAAUCCCUGGUAGACAUCGUGGGGGAACUCAACGAGAGCGAUGCUUUAGCCAGCGAGGGUGCUGCCGCCGAGGCCUACCAGGCGGAGAUGAUGGAAACCGAGCGAUUGGUCGAGGAAGGUCUGGUGCGUCUGAAGGCGGACGAAGAGGACAAGUCGUGAGAUAUCCCGUUGGUUUCCCCGUUGGUUUCAGUUCUUCUCUUGCAUCUCUAGCGUGGCGCGGGAGGAUUCGGUGUUUUCGGAUAAAACGUAUAUAGAUGGAAUUCCCUGGAUGGUACUCCGUAGACAGCACCUUGUAUGUACGAUAUGCAGCAUGAUAAUUAUGGGGA